Molecule: messenger RNA, 1056 nt
Organism: Bathycoccus prasinos
Lineage: Eukaryota; Viridiplantae; Chlorophyta; Mamiellophyceae; Mamiellales; Bathycoccaceae
Exons: 1
Coding region: 1-1056 (351 amino acids)
Source: RefSeq, a predicted model, not a curated record
AUGAAGCAACUACUCGUAGCUAUCUUUGCAAUACCGAUGCUGUUAUUCCUUACACUCAUUAGCGAGUUGUGGCGUAAUAAUGAGGAAGGGAAUUCAUCUACAAUAAGCUCAAAGAUUCCAAUAAGCUCACUGCAACAACCUUACCUUCCCGAUAGAAACAUAAAAUACACAAAAAAUGGGAGAAGGACACAUCACUUCUCAAUCCUUCAAAAAGUGGAACGCGAGAAUGUACACAUGAAGCCGUUUCCUCAUUUGGUAAUAAGAGAAGCACUCCCACAAGACAUAUACAGCAGAAUUGAUAGCAAUUUCCCUCCUUCUGACCUUUUCCAAAAAAUAAAUAGCUUUCGCAAGGUAUCAGCUGGAAAGCAAAAUUUUGGGAAAGAAAACUACAGAUAUGAUAUUUUGCCAAAAGAGAUUAGAGAAUUUUUGCCCGAGCCUUAUCCGUCCCUUCUUGAGUAUCAUUCUUCAUGUGCAUUUUAUCUUGAAGUACGUGACUUAUUCGAAGAAGGGAUUCAACGCUUUCGUCCAGAUUUUUACAAAUUCUUAAAUAAUAAGAAUUUAUGUUCUGAGUUGUUUUCAGAAGGAAAAAAAGACUCUGGCGAGGAUGAGCUUUUAAUGGCGAUGAGAGUUGGAAUUAAUUCACCUAGUAAAAUUGCUUCAAGCAAUAAAGGACCACAUAUUGAUCGUAUGAGUGAAAUUUUCGGAAGUUUAUUGUAUGUCAGAAAUGAGAGCGACAAGACAGCUGGUGGGGACUUCCAUAUACAUUCAUGUAGACGAAGGUGUUCGAGAAUCUUGAAUCUAUUGAAAAAAAAUAAACAGUUAGAGUCACCGCUGCUUAAGAUAAUCAAAACUGUUAAGUACGAGGCUAACACGCUAGUUUUUUUUAUUAAUAGUCCACUUUCUAUACAUUCGGUAGGUUUGAGGCAUCCUGGAAAUUUCAAUCGUCAGUUUCUGAGUAUAUAUGGAGAUGUGAUGAAAAUCUCAAAGAAGUACGUACACGAUGAAAGUUGUUGUAGCAACUGUGUUGAAGGUGUAAUUGGCUGCAAGUUUCUUUAA